Parnassius mnemosyne (clouded apollo) is the source of this 855-nucleotide messenger RNA. NCBI's taxonomy places the organism in Eukaryota, Metazoa, Arthropoda, Insecta, Lepidoptera, Papilionidae. The record is from the annotation of a GenBank genome assembly.
AUGAUUUUAGAAAUUAUAUCAAGUGCCAUCAACCUAAAAUGUUCACUACGUGAUACGCAUUUAAAAAAAAUGAAUACAUUGCACACGGCUAAAGUAAUGAUAUUGCAAGAAGUCAAUGAACCAGUGCUAAAUAUGGCCGUAUCAAAAGCGGCUACUCUGAUGGGAGCCAAUGACGUCACUAUAACUGACAAUUUGCUUUGGGAAUGUGACUAUCUAGGCAGAGUAUUCUCCUUGAUGUGCGACAUUAUAUUCGUAUCCACGUCAACGCAUAAAUGUGUGGAACGGUUUGCAAGACAAUCCACCGUUCCAGUGCUGUGCAUGAGGUCACGAACGCAUGCGAGUUUGCAAGCGUUAGCGACGGUGAUGGCAGUAAUCGAGGAGUACGGUACAAUGCAUCGCGUGAAUGUGUCGUAUCUGGGCGCGCCACAUCCAGUCCUCAACUCUUAUCUGUUGCUGUGCCCAUUGCUUGGUGCAAAUAUCAAGUUCAAAUGUUGCUGCUCAAAAUCUCCAGUCAGUCCGCUCCUCUAUAAGACGAGUCAAGAGAUGACUUUAAAAACACGAACAUCAAUAAUGGCAUGUUCAAAUAAGGAAGAUGUGCUCCGGAAUGCUUGUGUCAUCAUAGCUGGUCCUACACACCACAAAAAAGACGAAAUCAAAGAAUUCAAAUUUGAUGAUGAGGAUAUACAGAGGUGUUCCUACUGUCGGUGGAUAUUCUUUCACACUUUACCAAGAGGUCCCGAAGUAAAUGACAAUCUUUUUUCACAUGCAAAUGCAAGGACUUACAAUGCCUUUGACAACAUGCAAUAUAUUGCCUCUGCAUUAAUGGCCAAAGCUAUAAAUGGGCAUUGCUUUUGA